ACCCCCUAUAAACCCGACUGAAGAAGAAGCUAGCCAUAAGUCUCCUCCGUUUAUGACAUCUUACUUUGUUUUGAGAUUGCUUUCUAAAAAUAUAUAUCCAAACUAUGUCUUCCUCUGAUGUUGCUCGGCAGCUGACAUUACUCUGGGGGAGAGUCUGUUGAUGUGUUAUGUUGUGUUCCUGACAUGAUAAGGGAGCACAUCCCCUCUCUCUGUCUGGCCAUGUCGGGUUUGACAGCCUUCCAGACCAGCUGGUCAACAAGUCCACCUGCCAAGGCUUCUGUUUCAACAUCCUCUGUAUAGGUGAGACUGGUAUUGGUAAGUCGACCCUGAUGGACACACUGUUCAACACUAACUUUGAGAACUGUGAGUCGUCCCACUUCGAGCCACAGGUGAAGCUGCGAGCCCAGACAUACGACCUGCAGGAGAGUAAUGUCAAACUCAGACUCACAGUAGUCAACACUGUUGGCUUUGGAGACCAGAUGAACAAACAGGACAGCUACCAGCCGGUGGUGGACUAUAUAGACCGUCAGUAUGAGACUUAUCUCCAGGAGGAGCUGAAGAUCAAGAGAAGCCUCCAUAACUACCACGACUCCCGGCUCCAUGCCUGUCUCUACUUCAUAUCGCCCUCCGGACACUCCCUCAAGUCCCUGGACCUACUCACUAUGAAGAAACUAGACAGCAAGGUGAACAUCAUCCCAGUGAUAGCCAAGGCGGACACCAUCUCUAAGAGUGAGCUGCACAAGUUUAAGCUCAAGAUCAUGAGUGAGCUGGUCAGUAACGGAGUUCAGAUCUACCAGUUCCCUCUGGACGAUGAGACUGUAGCCAAGGUUAACACUACCAUGAAUGGCCACCUGCCGUUUGCUGUAGUGGGUAGUACAGAGGAGAUGAUGGUGGGGAACAAAAUGGUGAAGGCUCGCCAGUACCCCUGGGGCGUAGUGCAAGUGGAGAACGAGAGUCACUGUGACUUUGUGAAACUGCGUGAAAUGCUGAUCUGUGUGAACAUGGAGGACCUGAGAGAGCAGACUCACACACGUCACUAUGAACUGUACCGCCGCUGCAAGCUAGAGGAGAUAGGCUUCAGAGACACAGACCCUGAGAGCAAACCUGUCAGCCUUCAGCAGACAUAUGAAGCAAAGCGUACAGAGUUUCUGGGGGAACUUCAGCGGCGAGAGGAGGAGAUGAGACAGCUGUUUGUCCAGAGAGUCAAAGAGAAGGAGGCUGAACUCAAAGAUGCUGAGAGAGGGCUGCAGGGAAGGUUUGAGCAGCUGAAGCGGUUGCAUGCGGAGGAGAGGGGUGCGUUGGAGGAGAAGAGACGAGUUCUAGAGGAGGAACAAAGUUCCUUCAGUAAGAGACGAGCUGCAGCCCAGCUACUGCAGGCCCAAAACCUUAAUGCUAACGGGAAGAAGGACAAGGACCGCAAGAACUCUGGGUUCAUGUGAAGAUCAGCGUGAUUUGGAUCAAAACAACCACUGGCAUCUAGUCCUCUAUUCUGCCCUCGUUGGCUAGAUUCUGGCGCUAAGUAGAAAGUAAUUUCACAGAGCCUGCUUACUUUAAAUGUCUUACUUUAUAAAGAAAGGAACAACAAUAAGCAUUUUAAAACUGACUGUACUCUCAACAGCCCGUAAGACAUCAGUCUUCAGAUGUAAGUUAUGAGGCUCACGUGUUAUUCCUGUUCGGUUUGCUUCAGUGUUUCUCCUAUGAUUUCUUUCAGCAGCGGUGGCAAAGUUAUUCGGGGGUGUGGCCAAUGGUGUGGUUUUAGAGGCCCUCUUGGCAUCAGAUAAUGUUGCUCUUUUAAAGUUAAUUUCCUACAAUUCUACACAUUUUGCUAUGGCUUGUGCCAUUUUAUGCAAUCUGAGUGACUCAAACAUUGUAACAAAAUCAAUGGGUGACAUGUAAUUUUACAUUCUCCCUGACUGUCAAGUUUAUUUUGAGUGUUAGUUCUCAAAGAUCUUACUGGGAGAAAAAAAUAUAUUGCUUAUAGCUGUUGCUAUUCUGGUUUUGGUGGUUUAAGUUUAUAUAAAAAAUGUUUUACCAUCCAGAAAACUAUUUUAAAAAACAAUAUAAAAUAAUAUUGUGCCACUGCUAAAUGCACACGUAGGGGAAACACUGCGACACAUUAUGUUAUUUUAUACUUCAUUUUAGUGGCAUUUUGCUUUAUAUAUCCCUGUAUUUUAUAUCUCCCUCUAUUAACCCCUGCAACUAUAGGUCAGCAGUAGCCUUGCAGUUUUGCCAAUGAAUUCCCUUUUUACUUGCUUUACACUUUACUGACUGUUUCACUACCAUUUAUUAGUAAAUAAUUAUUAAUUGGGUUGUAAUUUAUUUAGGAAUUGGAUGGGAUUUAUGUAAAUUUACACUCGUUAGGUAUAUUCAUUUUCCUUCUUAGGGAGAGUUUAACUAAUGAUUAUUUUCCAGUGAAACAUAAUGCUAUGCCAAACUGAAACACUUGAGUGCUUAAAGUCUUUGUGUGCCUUACAUGUGAUAUUUAUAUGGACUCACUAUAGACCAGCACCGAUCAGGGUACUGUUUACACAAGUGAUGUCAUGUUUUAACUACCCCAGUCUGACUCCUCUUCAUUCCACUGUCCCUUCACUCAUUUGGCAUGCAUUUGAUAAAAAGUGUUAUUGGGGAAAGAUUUUAAUGUUUAACAAUAGUAUUUUUCAUAAGUUAUCUUUUAAACCAGUGUCCUAUGCAUUGUGUGCAAUUUGUUAUCAGUUUUAAAUAAAUAAAUUGUCUAUGUAGUGAAACUGACCUGCAGUAUUAUACAUUUUUCCAACAGUAUUUCUCAUUAUUUAUAUAAAAGCAGUUAAAACUCUG
Messenger RNA from Oncorhynchus gorbuscha (pink salmon), 2814 nucleotides. Its product is annotated as septin-10-like. The transcript has 10 exons. Gene Ontology annotation, molecular function: GTPase activity; GTP binding; molecular adaptor activity. Lineage: Eukaryota; Metazoa; Chordata; Actinopteri; Salmoniformes; Salmonidae. Gene Ontology annotation, biological process: cytoskeleton-dependent cytokinesis. Bases 330 to 1439 code for a protein of 369 amino acids. The record is from RefSeq and is a predicted model, not a curated record. Gene Ontology annotation, cellular component: microtubule cytoskeleton; cell division site; septin complex.